Molecule: messenger RNA, 911 nt
Organism: Rana temporaria (common frog)
Lineage: Eukaryota; Metazoa; Chordata; Amphibia; Anura; Ranidae
Gene: DERL3
Product: derlin 3
Exons: 7
Coding region: 105-803 (232 amino acids)
Biological process (GO): endoplasmic reticulum unfolded protein response
Cellular component (GO): endoplasmic reticulum membrane; Hrd1p ubiquitin ligase ERAD-L complex
Molecular function (GO): misfolded protein binding; ubiquitin-specific protease binding
Source: RefSeq, a predicted model, not a curated record
UCUUUGGUAGGAGGAUGUGGCAGAAAAUAAAGAAGGAUAUACUUGGCACCUGAUCAGAGCAGCUGUUACACUGAAGACUGCUAGGCUCCCUGCAUAUACACAGCAUGGCUCAGCUUGGUAUCACCUGGGACUACCAACUUAUCCCGACUGUCACCCGGGCUUACACCGUUGCCUGCCUGAUCACCACUGCUGCUGUGGAAGCUGACAUCAUUAGUCCUUUCCAGCUUUACUUCAAUACCGAUUUAAUCUUCAGAAAACUACAGAUAUGGCGACUAAUAACCAACUUUCUGUACUUUGGAGACUUGGGUUUAACUUUCUUCUUUAAUAUGAUUUUUAUGUACAGAUAUUGCAAAAUGCUAGAAGAGACCUCAUUUAGGGGUCGUACUGCAGAUUUUGUAUUCAUGUUUCUUUUUGGAGGAUUCCUCAUUACUCUUUUUGGUAUUUUUUCCAGCCUCCCUUUCCUUAGCCAGGCCCUCACCCUUAUGUUGGUGUAUGUAUGGUGCCGCAGAAAUCCUUUCAUAAAAAUGAAUGCCUUUGGUCUUGUCACACUUCAGGCUUCCUGUCUGCCCUGGGUUCUUCUGUGUUUCUCUCUGCUAACAGGAGAAUCUGUCCUUGUUGACGUGCUGGGCAUUGCAGUUGGACAUAUUUACUUUUUUCUAGAAGAUGUUUUUCCAAACCAGCCUGGAGGAAAAAAGCUUUUAGUUACUCCUGCUUUUUUAAAGCAAAUAUUUGAUGUGCCAUUAGCAGAUCCCAAUUAUAAUCCACUACCAGAGGAUUAUGUAAACAGACCGCACCAAGAUUAGCCGCUUCCAGAGGCCCAGGACAGCGUUAUCUUCUUACUAAGCUCAGGUUUUCAGUAUUGAAACAUUACGUAAUGUAACUUGAAAUAAUAAAAGCUCUUGUUAAAAACA